AUGUUGUACGAAUUAGUUGCAAUUGUCCGUCAGGGCAGUCUUCAAGAAGUUAAAGAUAUUGCUCGCACUCUUGGCCUCCAAGUUAUUCGGUCCGGCGGUGUUGUGCGCGGAUACACCAAUUGGGGACCCUUUACCCUCCCACGACCUACCACGAAGCAUCAAGUCAAGAACAGUGUAGGCCAUCAUUUUAUUAUGCGUUUCGAUGCCUCUGCCCCUGUACAAAAGGAAAUGCGACGAACACUCGGUCUCGACCCUCGAAUGAUACGAUAUUCUGUUGUCAAAUUGGGCUCUACUCUCAGGGAAAUAAAGGAUACGCCUGGUAGAAUCGAAUGGAACGACACAAAGAUACAAGAAGAGACUUUUGGAAACGAAUACAGGCCCUCGCCAUUGACUAGAUGA
Molecule: messenger RNA, 399 nt
Organism: Microsporum canis CBS 113480
Lineage: Eukaryota; Fungi; Ascomycota; Eurotiomycetes; Onygenales; Arthrodermataceae
Product: mitochondrial 37S ribosomal protein YmS16
Exons: 3
Coding region: 1-399 (132 amino acids)
Biological process (GO): translation
Cellular component (GO): mitochondrial small ribosomal subunit; ribosome
Molecular function (GO): small ribosomal subunit rRNA binding; structural constituent of ribosome
Source: RefSeq, a predicted model, not a curated record